Messenger RNA from Dipodomys spectabilis (banner-tailed kangaroo rat), 2385 nucleotides. RefSeq names its product basic proline-rich protein-like. Bases 1 to 2385 code for a protein of 794 amino acids. The record is from RefSeq and is a predicted model, not a curated record. The transcript is spliced from 4 exons. Lineage: Eukaryota; Metazoa; Chordata; Mammalia; Rodentia; Heteromyidae.
AUGGCCACACAGCUCGCCUCCUGUGGGGUGGACAGCAGAGAAGGACUCGCUGGGGACCAGGGCCACGCCGGGGCAGAGAGGAAGGGCAAAGAGGGAGGCAGAGGAGGAGGAAAGGGCAAGCAGGAAGGGGGCUCCUGUUUGGGGGCCUCGGGCUCAGGCCCAGCCCACCCCACACCCCCCAUCCGGCCUGUCCCCCCUCACAGCCUGCUAGUCUGCUCCCAUCAACAGAGAGCCCCUCCGGACCCCGCAGAGCCCCUCCGGACCCCGCAGAGCCCCUCCGGACCCCGCAGAGCCCCUCCGGACCCCUCAGAGCGCCUCCGGACCCCUCAGAGCCCCUCCGGGCCCCGCAGAGCCCCUCCGGACCCCGCAGAGCCCCUCCGGACCCCGCAGAGCCCCUCCGGACCCCUCAGAGCCCCUCCGGGCCCCGCAGAGCAACUCCGGAUCCCGCAGAGCCCCUCCGGACCCCGCAGAGCCCCUCCGGACCCCGCAGAGCCCCUCCGGACCCCUCAGAGCCCCUCCGGACCCCUCAGAGCGCCUCCGGACCCCGCAGAGCCCCUCCGGACCCCUCAGAGCGCCUCCGGACCCCGCAGAGCCCCUCCGGACCCCUCAGAGCGCCUCCGGACCCCGCAGAGCCCCUCCGGACCCCUCAGAGCCCCUCCGGACCCCGCAGAGCCCCUCCGGACCCCUCAGAGCCCCUCCGGACCCCGCAGAGCCCCUCCGGACCCCGCAGAGCCCCUCCGGACCCCUCAGAGCCCCUCCGGACCCCUCAGAGCCCCUCCGGACCCCGCAGAGCCCCUCCGGACCCCGCAGAGCCCCUCCGGACCCCGCAGAGCCCCUCCGGACCCCUCAGAGCCCCUCCGGACCCCGCAGAGCCCCUCCGGACCCCUCAGAGCCCCUCCGGACCCCUCAGAGCGACUCCGGACCCCGCUGAGCCCCUCCGGACCCCUCAGAGCCCCUCCGGACCCCUCAGAGCGCCUCCGGACCCCGCUGAGCCCCUCCGGACCCCUCAGAGCGACUCCGGACCCCGCUGAGCCCCUCCGGACCCCUCAGAGCGCCUCCGGACCCCGCAGAGCCCCUCCGGACCCCUCAGAGCGACUCCGGACCCCGCAGAGCGCCUCCGGACCCCGCAGAGCGCCUCCGGACCCCUCAGAGCGCCUCCGGACCCCAGCCCCUCCGGACCCCUCAGAGCAACUCCGGACCCCUCAGAGCGCCUCCGGACCCCGCAGAGCCCCUCCGGACCCCGCAGAGCCCCUCCGGACCCCUCAGAGCGCCUCCGGACCCCUCAGAGCCCCUCCGGACCCCUCAGAGCAACUCCGGACCCCUCAGAGCAACUCCGGACCCCGCAGAGCGUCUCCGGACCCCGCAGAGCCCCUCGGACCCCGCAGGGCCCCUCCGGACCCCGCAGAGCCCCUCCGGACCCCUCAGAGCCCCUCCGGACCCCUCAGAGCCCCUCCGGACCCCUCAGAGCGCCUCCGGACCCCUCAGAGCGUCUCCGGACCCCUCAGAGCGCCUCCGGACCCCUCAGAGCGCCUCCGGACCCCUCAGAGCGCCUCCGGACCCCGCAGAGCCCCUCCGGACCCCGCAGAGCGCCUCCGGACCCCUCAGAGCGCCUCCGGACCCCUCAGAGCGCCUCCGGACCCCUCAGAGCGCCUCCGGACCCCGCAGAGCCCCUCCGGACCCCGCAGAGCGCCUCCGGACCCCUCAGAGCGCCUCCGGACCCCUCAGAGCGCCUCCGGACCCCUCAGAGCGCCUCCGGACCCCGCAGAGCCCCUCCGGACCCCGCAGAGCGCCUCCGGACCCCUCAGAGCGCCUCCGGACCCCGCAGAGCGUCUCCGGACCCCUCAGAGCGACUCCGGACCCCUCAGAGCGCCUCCGGACCCCGCAGAGCGACUCCGGACCCCGCAGAGCGACUCCGGACCCCGCAGAGCCCCUCCGGACCCCUCAGAGCGACUCCGGACCCCGCAGAGCCCCUCGGACCCCGCAGGCCGGCGCCCCGCAGGCCCGCGUCUGCGCAGCCCGCCCGUGGGCCGCACCGCGCCCGCCCCUCCCCGGGAGGCCGGCGCCCACGGAGGCCCCCCGCCGUCCGCCCUGCAGACCCCGGGCCCCUUCAGCCACGAGCCCCGGGGCGCGGCAGCGCUGCCGGGCUGGGGACAGGGCGCCGCCCCUCCUGCCCCGAGUACCAGGCGGCCAGGUCCUCCGGCGGCCUCAGCCCGCGCUCUGCCCGAGGCCGCACAGACCGCGCGGCCCGGGCUCCCGCCACUGGCGCCCCCUGGCGCCCGCCGCCGCGGCUCCCACUCGGGCCACAGGGGGCGCCCUUCCCCGCGGGCCCAGGAGGCCUGGGAUUGGUGCAGACGCUGCCCGUUGCUGGCGCUGGCCCGGCUGUGA